Saprolegnia diclina VS20 is the source of this 837-nucleotide messenger RNA. RefSeq lists its product as hypothetical. The record is from RefSeq and is a predicted model, not a curated record. Gene Ontology annotation, biological process: regulation of transcription by RNA polymerase II. The transcript has 2 exons. Gene Ontology annotation, cellular component: nucleus. NCBI's taxonomy places the organism in Eukaryota, Oomycota, Saprolegniomycetes, Saprolegniales, Saprolegniaceae. Gene Ontology annotation, molecular function: cyclin-dependent protein serine/threonine kinase regulator activity. Bases 1 to 837 code for a protein of 278 amino acids.
AUGGCAACCCCGUCCGCUGCCGAGGGCGUGCCAGCGGCCGUGGAGGCGCGCCACCGCUUCUUCGCCUGCGAGCUGGUGCAAGAGGCUGGCAUCCUUCUCUCGCUGCCGCAGGUCGUGCUCGCGACAGGCCAAAGUCUUCUGCACCGCUUCUACGCCGGCCAGAGCCUCACGGACUUUGACGCCUUCCGUGUCGCAAUGGGCUGCAUCUUCCUCGCCGCCAAGGCCGAAGAGCAGCCGCGCCGGGUCAAAGACGUCAUCCAGGUCUUCUUUCGCAUGCGCAACCGCCGCAUGGGCCUUCAGCCUAUCUUGCUCAUGCCGUCGGAUCCGCGCUUCUCGCAGUGGAGCGACUACAUCAUCAUGGUCGAGCGCCAGCUGCUCAUCGAAGUCGGCUUCUCGAUUGACGCAAUGACUGAGCACCCGCACAAGUUUCUCUUGUACUACGUCAAGAUCCUCGAUGGCUCCAACGCGCUCGCGCAAAAGGCGUGGAACUACGUCAACGACAGCUUCCGCCUCGACCUCUGCCUCCGGUUCGACGCGCAUGUGAUUGCAUGCGCGGCCAUCUCGCUCGCGGCGCGUGUCCUUGGCGUACCGCUUCCGCUCAAGUGGGAUGUCCUCCUCGAAGUCGACACGGCCGACGUCGACGUUGUCGCCCGCGAAAUGCUCGCCGUGUACUCGUACCAACGCGUCCGCUGGAUCGAACCUCUGACCGUCGUCAACCCUUAUGAGGCGAUCCGCGGCGAAGUGGCGGCCGCAGACGAGAGCGAGCUGGACGCGAUGGCCACACCGCCUCCUGGCGCCGGGUCAGACGCAGACACCAAGACCAACACCGACCAUUGA